AUGAGUGAUGCCGUUGCCAGCCUCUCGGUUGCUGCCUCGCGCCUCUUUGGUGGGCACCGUUCCAGCGAGACGCCCUCGCAGGAAUCGGCGUCAAAGGAGGCAGAGGCGCCGCACGACGACGCGGGUAAGCCGCAGACGCCUACCUCACCGCAGCACAACGUCGAGGAGGCGCGCGAGCGCCUGACCGAGCGCGAGCGCAAGUCGGCCAAUGCCCGGCGCCACAUGCAGCGUGCUUCGAUUGAUAUCCCUCGUUCGGUGAAGCGCGCUUCCGCACACCAUGACCCGCCGCAGGACGACGAUGUGGUCCAGGGCCACAAGCGCAGCACAAGCACGCCACAGGCCGAUGCGUUCGUAUUCCCCAGCGCGGACAAGCGUCCUGUUCCCCCUCCGCCGGCCAUGGUGGAUAGUGCCGAGUCUGCCACAGAGCGGCCGGCACCCGCGCCACCUGCGGCUACGCUGCCCGCCGGGCGCUUCCUGAGCGGUACCAACACAGAGGCGUCGGCACCUGCGUAUCCAAUGGAAGAGCACUGGGUCACCCGCCAGAGUCUGCGCCGCCCCCUGGAGGAGGCUCCGCGGUCGACGACGAGCCAUCCGAGCGCGCCGCCGACCCACGACACGUUGGCGCAGCGCCUGGCGCGGAACGGAUCGUUGCGCUCGCCUAUCCUGCUCGAUCAGGGCCUGCCUAACAUUUCGGCGGCGACGCCUGCGCUGACGAACAAGGCGCGCAUGUCGCGCGAGACCCCUGCUCCUGAGCGCAUGUCCGCGCAAAAGACGGCGCCAGAGGUGCCGUCUGCCUCAAAGCUGAGUCGCCAGGACACGAUUGAAUUUAACAACACACUCGGGGACCUGCAGCGUGCAUUGGAUCUCUUGUCGCCACGGCACUCGUCCCAAGGUCGCCGCAUCCGCCAGGGCGCGCGCAGCAGCACGGCCACAGAGGACAGUCUCAUUCCCACCGUGGACGAGUCUCAAUCAUCAUCAACGCCCGCCUACGUCCGCUAUGGCGCGACGGACUUCUCUGAGCCCUCGCAGGAUGAGUCGCUCUCGGUGCCCGCGCGGAGUGCUGAGCGCGAGGUGCCUGCCGUGCCGACACAAGCUACGCCGCUUGCCGCCACCGUGGCACAAGACCUCUCGUCGUCCAUGCCACGCUGGGAUCCACCGGUGAACGAGACGUCAGCAUGGAGUACCGAGCCAACGCCAGUGACCUCGUCGCAGCAGUGGGGCCAAGGACCGCGCCCGACUUGGCAGACGGACAUGAUGGCACCGACUUCUCGCACGAUGGAUUCGGUGCCGUGGUCGCGCGACUCGAUCCAGUCGCAAGCAUCAUGGUCGCGCACGUCGAUACAGCCAGGCCCCGACGAGGUACAGACACGCGACUCGCAGUCGCUGGUUUCGUCGCAGUUGCCACUGUAUGACGCGAAAACAGCGCAGACAGAGACACCGGUCGUGAACGCCGAGCCUGAAGAGCCUCUCUCGUUGGCUGCGCCGGCCCAGCCACCUGCACCCUCCGUGAUGGACGUCUUCGUGCCGCCGCACGAUGGGGCCUGGAGUGUGCGCUGGGACCCCCCCGCGACGGAACAGCCGCCGCCGCCGCCGCCGCCGCCGAAGCAUGACGAGGCGAGCCAGACCCAGUGGAUGACGUCUCCCAGCAUGGAACAGCCAGGUGCAGGCAUGCCUGGCUCCUCGGAGCACGCAUCGAUGCAGCUCGAGUCGGUGCUGGCCAACUUGCGUCCGCAGGAUGUCCCGAAGGGUGCGCCGCCCCAAGGCGACGAGUGGAUGGCCUGGUCGCGCGAGUCGAUGUCGACGACAAUGUGGGCGCCGCCGUCAGAGGCGCCCGCUGAGGCGGGCUCCGUGUCUGUGCCGCACCAAGCGCAGGAUGCACCCGCAGACGGCGCAUCGAGUCAACUAUGGACACAGCCGACGGUGGAGCCGCCGACAGAUUCGAAGGGCCCGUCUAUGUCGCUGCCGCAGCCUGUGGCUGGCGUGGCAGGAGCGGACAAGUCCCAGGAGGCGCUGCCUCCGUCAACCGCCAUGCAAGCGCCGUCCGCGUCGGCCUCGCAGAGCAUGAUGGGCCUUAUGCCCCCACCGACCGCGUGGAGCGUGGAACACUCUGCUCUGCCUUCGGAGCUGUCGGGUGGACGACUGACGCCGCCGAACGAUGGCCCGAUGCCGGUCUCGACGAUGAGCCCAAUGAGCCCUAACCUACAGGCACCGCUGCCACGCACGUCGUCGAGCCAGGACUUGGACCGGCGGUCGACAUCGCCGCCGCCUAAAGGCAGCCAUUUUCUCUCCAAAAUGUCGCCCAAGUUUAAGUGGCCUCGCCGCAAGCGCGAGGACAAGCGACAACCCCCCAUGCAAGUGUCAGCGCCCAUGCAGGGCGGUGCCCCUGACGAAGACCAUUCGCAACUAUUUCUUCAUCCAACGGCGCCAGCGUCCAGUCAGGGUCCGUCCUCUGUGGACGUAUCGACGCCGCCCAUGCCGUCGCCCCCUGUGUGGGACGGACCUGCACCACAAGCAUCGCAACCAUCGCUCCAGCAAUCCCCCUACCCACCCACUAUGCCAACGUCGUCGUACAUGCCUGCUCAGGCGCCCGGUUCCAUGUCGAGCCCGUUGAUGCCGAGUCAGGACCGUAUGAGUGCGAGUACGUCGCACCGUUCGUUUGUGUUUGAAGAGCCGCCGCGUCGCCAGGAUGUGAUUAAUCCGACGGAGCAGUCUGCCACGCUCUCGGACAUGUACCGCGCCUCGAUUGAUGGAAAGAACAUAGGUCCAACAUAA
Messenger RNA from Malassezia sympodialis ATCC 42132, 2772 nucleotides. RefSeq lists its product as uncharacterized. The record is from RefSeq and is a predicted model, not a curated record. The transcript is spliced from 2 exons. NCBI's taxonomy places the organism in Eukaryota, Fungi, Basidiomycota, Malasseziomycetes, Malasseziales, Malasseziaceae. The coding region runs from base 1 to 2772 and encodes 923 amino acids.